CAACCUUAGCAGUAUUAGGGUGUGUCGCUAUUGAAUCCUUGGAUAAGCCACAUCUUCGUCCAAGUCGCAUUUACCGGUUCAGCUUCCAUUCAUUAUGGGCGUUGUGGAAGCCGUAUUCAUACCAUGCUUGGCCGUCGUCGUCGUCUCCUUCGUUCACCUUUCAUCUGCAGCCAGUCUUAAGAAUUUAGAUCAAAGCGAUGCAACAACGAUUAUUGAAAAAUUCAAGCGACAAAUCAAACCAGAUGUCAUUUCGAAACUCCCUUUCUGCCAGCGAUAUGACGGGUCUCGGGGGUUCCGUUGCAGUGACGGUGGUUGUGUACGACUGAGAGAAGUCUGUGAUGGUGAACCUGACUGUACAGAUGAUGCCCAAACAGCAGAUGACGAGGAUGCCAUGUAUUGCUCUGCAAACAACCUUGAAGAGCCAUGUAGCACCUAUCAAUGUUCAGGAGGGCAGUGUAUCCCCUGGGAUUCAACGUGUGAUGGUGAUCCAGUAGACUGUGAAUAUACUGGAGAGGAUGAGACUGAGGCACUUUGUGGAGUUACAUGUCCUGGUGACGUCCGAAGGUUCCACUGUAAUAAUUCGGUUUGCAUCACACGAUCCCUGAUCUGCGACCUCCUUUGUGAUUGUUACGAAUGCGAUGACGAAGUCGGUUGUGCAGAGCAUACUUAUCCAUGUGAUGACAAUAAGCAGUUCAGAUGUGAUGAUGGUACUUGUAUUCUUGAUGAUCAAUUGUGUGAUGGAAAGAAGAAUUGCCCUUCGGGUGAAGAUGAAGAAGGUUGUACAGAUGAUCAUGGAUGCCACAUUCGACAAGAAUUUUACUGCGAGGCAAACUAUCGUUGCCUUCAUCGCGACAGGCGGUGCGAUGGUGCGCUAGACUGCCCCAAUGGGAAUGACGAGAAAGCAUGCGGUUUCACCACUUGUUUCAGUGAAGAGUUCAGAUGCGCUAGCGGAAAGUGUAUCGGAAGAGAAAAACGGUGUGACAGGGUGGUUGAUUGUCCAUUGCCCGGAGACGAUGAAAUCGGCUGUAAUCGAGAAUGCAAUGAGGAGGAGUUUGAAUGCCUUGAUGGUGAGUGCAUCCCUCUCUACCGGGCCUGCGAUGGAUUUGCAUUCGACUGCAAAUCCUACUACGGAGAGGAUGAAGACGGGUGUGGUCAGAGAAGAUGUCCGCAGCACUGGUAUUCUUGCUUCAAUGGUCGGUGCCUACCUGAAAACUGGAGGUGCGAUCGAGAACCAGAUUGCAGCUUUGGUGAGGACGAGACCAACUGCGGACAAACGAUCGUUUCAGCUUGUGUUCAGGGAGAGUUUAGCUGUGGUGACGGUCACUGCAUCUCUGAAAGACAUAAAUGCAAUGGCUACAAUGACUGCAACAAUGGACUGGAUGAAGAAAGUUGUAACCUAGUUACAUGUCCUGUAGGACAAGUCGACUGUGGUAACAACUAUUGUGUUGUUGGUGGAAGAUGUGAUGGCACGUUUGACUGCAGCAACAGACAAGAUGAAAGUGGUUGUCCAUCUACAACAACUACAUGUCCAGCUGGGCAGGUUGACUGUGGUAACAACUAUUGUGUUGUUGGUGGAAGAUGUGAUGGCACGUUUGACUGCAGCAACAGACAAGAUGAAAGUGGUUGUCCAUCUACAACAACUACAUGUCCAGCUGGGCAGGUUGACUGUGGUAACAACUAUUGUGUUGUUGGUGGAAGAUGUGAUGGCACGUUUGACUGCAGCAACAGACAAGAUGAAAGUGGUUGUCCAUCUACAACAACUACAUGUCCAGCUGGGCAGGUUGACUGUGGCAACAACUAUUGUGUUGUUGGUGGAAGAUGUGAUGGUACGUUUGACUGCAGCAACAGACAAGAUGAAAGUGGUUGCCCAUCUACAACAACUACAUGUCCAGCAGGAAAAGUUGACUGUGGCAACAACUAUUGUGUUGUUGGUGGAAGAUGCGAUGGUACGUUUGACUGCAGCAACAGACAAGAUGAAAGUGGUUGUCCAUCUACAACAACUACAUGUCCAGCCGGACAGGUUGACUGUGGCAACAACUAUUGCGUCUAUGGCACAAGAUGCGAUGGCAAGACCGACUGCAGCAAUGGGAGUGAUGAAGAUGGCUGUAUUCUUCCAUUUAUAGAUCUUGAAGGGACUGUGAGGUCUUUGGUUGAGGCUGUGGAAUCUCUUGAGCAACGAGUGACAAAUUUGGAGCAAUUAGACUUACAGAAUACUUUGCUUUACCUUCAAGACCAGAUCGAUUAUAUCUUUGCUUCGCAGCAGUAUUAUGCACAUUCAGAUGAAGAAGAGGAGGAUCUAAUGACUACUCAACCUGCCACAGUGGGCACAGUGGAAGGAGGUAUUCCUGAUACGACGUCGAAGACGAAUUUAGCAUCAACAAAAACUUCAACUACAUCAUCGGCAGCCGAUAAUGUUGCGUCGACACCGAUUUCAUCAACUGCAUUAUCGGCAGCCGAUAAUGAUGUUGCAUCGACACCAACUUCAUCAUCUGCAUCAUCAUCAGCCAAUGCUGAUGUUGCGUCGACACCUACUUCGUCAACUGCAUCAUCGGCAGCCAAAAAUAAUGUUGCGUCGACACCCACUUCGUCAACUGCAUCAUCGGCGACCAAUAAUGAUGUUGCGUCGACACCCGCUUCGUUAACUGCAUCAUCGGUGGCCAAUAAUUAUGUUGCGUCAAAACCAACUUCAAAUUCUUUACACUAUGCACAUUCGGAUGAAGAAGAGGAGGAUCUAAUGACUACUCAACCUGCCACAGUGGGCACAGUGGAAGGAGGUAUUCCUGAUACGACGUCGAAGACGAAUUUAGCAUCAACAAAAACUUCAACUACGUCAUCGGCAGCCGAUAAUGUUGCGUCGACACCGAUUUCAUCAACUGCAUUAUCGGCAGCCGAUAAUGAUGUUGCAUCGACACCAACUUCAUCAUCUGCAUCAUCAUCAGCCAAUGCUGAUGUUGCGUCGACACCUACUUCGUCAACUGCAUCAUCGGCAGCCAAAAAUAAUGUUGCGUCGACACCCACUUCGUCAACUGCAUCAUCGGCGACCAAUAAUGAUGUUGCGUCGACACCCACUUCGUUAACUGCAUCAUCGGUGGCCAAUAAUUAUGUUGCGUCAAAACCAACUUCAAAUUCUUUACACUAUGCACAUUCGGAUGAAGAAGAGGAGGAUCUCGUGGCUACUCAACAUGUGGGCGUAGUGGAAGGAGGUAUUCACGAUGCGUCGACAUCCACUUCGUCAACUCCAUCAUCGGCAGUCAAUACUGAUGGUGCGUCGACAUUCACUUCGUCAACUGCAUCAUCGACAGUCAAUACUGAUGUUGCGUCGACAACCCCUUCACCCUCUGCGUCAUCAUCUGUUACUGCCUCUACGCCAUCGACGGUCAAUGAAUCUACAUAGUUUAAAACGAUAGUUUAAAACGACAAAGUAGGUUUCCCAUAAAACUGCACAAAAUGAAUACGGAAAUUCAAGCAAUUAAAUUUUAUAGUAUCCAAUGCACACGGAUUAUAUUUUCUUGAUCAACAGUAAGGGCAUUGUUUUCUAGAAGGUUUCAGCUUCGUAUUGGUCCUUCCAAGUACCAUGUUUUGUAUGGUACAAAAUGGAUUUUGAAAUUUCAAAUGAAAAUAUAUUUGCUUGAGUCACAGCCUAUGCAAUAUAAAUUGAACCUCAUCUGCACAAUUUCUCAGCCAUUGGUAAAAAAAGUUGAUGACUUAUUGAUAAAACCGUUUUCUGAAGUACACAUGUCAUUUGUUAUCAAUGUUAUUUUGUUUUAAAUAAUUUGACAAAAACGUCAAGCAUGUUGUAAUAUUCAACAAAAUUUUCUUAACGGAUGCUCACAAUUCAGUAUUAUUCUAACAUAUCUUAUUCGUUCAUUUGUAGUUUUCACUUUGAUUGUGCAUUUUACUUUUUUUAAAGA
Molecule: messenger RNA, 3911 nt
Organism: Lytechinus variegatus (green sea urchin)
Lineage: Eukaryota; Metazoa; Echinodermata; Echinoidea; Temnopleuroida; Toxopneustidae
Product: low-density lipoprotein receptor-related protein 2-like
Exons: 10
Coding region: 95-3394 (1099 amino acids)
Cellular component (GO): plasma membrane
Molecular function (GO): protein binding
Source: RefSeq, a predicted model, not a curated record